This is a messenger RNA of Paramuricea clavata, 417 nucleotides long. The record is from the annotation of a GenBank genome assembly. NCBI's taxonomy places the organism in Eukaryota, Metazoa, Cnidaria, Anthozoa, Malacalcyonacea, Plexauridae.
AUGGCGGUCAGGAAACAGGCCUCUAAGCUUGCUGCGCAUAAGUUAAAUAAUUCUACUCAAAAUUUUCCCAGUAAGCCAGUUCGAUCAAAAAUUCAAAAACCUAACGAUACAAGGCGGGCUAAGGAGGAAGAGGAUGGUAUGGAUGUGAAAGGAAUGUUCGAUAUGAUAAUGAAAAAGCUUGGGAAGCUUGACAUAAUCAUCAGCCGCAUGGGAGCAAUGGAGAAGGACAUAAAAGAAGUUAAGAGCUCGGUCGAGUUCGUUCUCUCAGAGGUUCAAGACCUUAAAGAAGAAAAUAAAAUCUCCAAGAAGACAGAGGAAGAAACAAAAAAAAGACUGGAGAAACUGGAACAGAUGAAGCCUGUGUUAAACAAUGCGUCAUUGACCUUUAGACAAGGUCAAUGCGCGAUAAUCUUAUAA